ACCGUCAGAGACCAUCAGUUCCUACUCGUCCAGGUCACCGUCAUGUGCUGCAAGUCUUUGUUCCUUACCCUGUGUGUGGGGGCGGCCAUCGUCAAUGCCGGCUAUGUACCACAAGUGGGUAGCGGAGGUCACGUAGGGGCGAGCGGUGGGUAUGGCGGGGCAGCGGCGGUUUACCACGGGGUACAGUCAGCCUACAGUGGGUAUGGCGGUGGUGGUGGUAUUGGCUACGGUCACGGCGGUUCUUCUUACUACGGCCCUAGUUACUUCGUUGCGCCCUCCGGUAACUACCAUGGUGGAUACUUCGGUAACCAGGGUCAUGGUGUGUAUGGUGGUGGUCAUGGUGGCGGCUAUGGUGGCGGCCAUGGUGGUGGUCAUGGUGGUGGUGUUGGUCGUGGUUAUGGUGGCGGUUAUGGUGGCGGAUAUGGAUACGGUCGCUAAGCACCAGUCAACAGUUAGAUAAUUCACCCCAAGCCCACAGUCAGUCUCCAGUCAACCAUACGUAACUGUACUAACUGGCAGAACGAUUUUACACUUUUAUACAUCAUUGUAAACUAUCUAUGUAUAACCCAGUACUUCGAGGACUGUAUAAUGAAUGAGAAUGAAUAAUUCGAUUAGUAAAUACCUUGUAUAGUAAUAAAAUACAGGGGAGUGAAGAUAAUUAUUUCCUUCAUUAUUGUAUAUAAGAUUUUAUGGUGUAUUGUUUGACGAUGAAUAAUAAUGUAGAAUGUAUAACGGUGUGAAAAUAAAUAUAUACAUACAAAAACAA
Messenger RNA from Homarus americanus (American lobster), 766 nucleotides. RefSeq names its product glycine-rich protein DOT1-like. The record is from RefSeq and is a predicted model, not a curated record. The coding region runs from base 43 to 438 and encodes 131 amino acids. The transcript is spliced from 5 exons. NCBI's taxonomy places the organism in Eukaryota, Metazoa, Arthropoda, Malacostraca, Decapoda, Nephropidae.